AUGGACAAUGGCUCAUUUCACUACUUUAUGCAGCUGCCUGCAGAGCUACGCCGUAUGAUUUGGAAACAUUGCCUACCGUAUCGCAUAGCAGAACAAGACACGCCUGACAGCUUUUUCGACGGCUACACAUCCAACCAUGUCUGCUGGAACCUAUCCGUGACACUUCAAAACGCUCAGAAACCGGCAAUUUCAUACGUCAACAGCGAAGCUCGGCAAGUCGCACUGGAGCAAGGGCGCAUCUUGGAGCCAGCUCGUGUGGUAUUUCUCGAGUCGCUAUGGGUGCAGCCGCUUCGAGAUGUGCUGCAUCUGAGCUGGACGCGAUUCUCUUUUACUGACCUGGCAAUUGAUUCAGAUGCUCCAGGCCCUGUUGAUGAGUUUAUAUUGCAGGCAAAGGACCUUGGAAUGCGGCCUUCUGUCGCAGCAGACCUUAUUCACCCUUUCAGCUUGAAGGGAGUGUUGGAUUGUGCUGGGGAUGUUGAUGCGCUUGGCAGCCAUAACCCUUUUCAUUUCGGCAAAUAUGACAUCGCGAAUAUUCGUUACCACUGCAGAGGAGAAGGAGCCGAUGAUGUGCGCGAGAUGGCUGAUAUCCUACCUUGGGCGGAAGGCCAAUGCAGCAGGCUAGACAUAGCUAUGGCGGCGGUUUCCCUGCAUAUUACUAGAGAGGCUGCUCUGAGAUCUGGCCUAUUUGGGCUCCUGGGUGACGCACCUGUUCAGAUGGUCGCUGUUGACGACGAGAGCCAGUUGAGAGAGUUCCAUGCAUUAUACCAGGAGCACGCAUUGGAAAAAGAACCGGUCGUGCAGACGCUCUUCGAGACAUUUACCAGUUCUGUGUUCAAAAAGGCCGUGGAAAUAUGGAAAAAUAACGCCGAAUGGACUAUUCUCGCGUACAUGUGGCAGUCGGCUCGAGACAGAAAACUUGACAUUCUUGGGACUGACCCGGGUUCCGCUUUGGGUACCUCACCUGUCGGAGCAAAAGUACAUCCAAAUGGAUGA
Messenger RNA from Penicillium coprophilum, 993 nucleotides. RefSeq names its product 2EXR domain-containing protein. The transcript has a single exon. The coding region runs from base 1 to 993 and encodes 330 amino acids. The record is from RefSeq and is a predicted model, not a curated record. Lineage: Eukaryota; Fungi; Ascomycota; Eurotiomycetes; Eurotiales; Aspergillaceae.